AUGCUCUGCUACCUGGAUGAGUUUGAAAACACAGAGGGAGAGGAGUACCAGGCAGAUCUCUCCGCCCUGGCCUCGCCUUCCUCCCAGAAUGGUCCCGAGGUCUACAUCCUUCCACUCACUGAGGUCUCCCUGCCUGUCUCCAAACAGCCUGGCAGAUCCAUCCAGCUGCUGAAAUCAUCAGACCUCGGCCGUCAUAGUCUACUCUAUCUAAAGGAGAUCGGACAUGGCUGGUUUGGCAAGGUUCUGCUUGGCGAAGUCAAUGCAGGCCUCAGCACCACCCAGGUGGUGGUUAAGGAGCUGAAGGCCAGUGCCAGCGUCCAGGAUCAGAUGCAGUUCCUGGAGGAGGUGCAGCCUUACCGGACUCUCCAGCACCCUGCCCUCCUGCAGUGUCUGGCACAAUGCUCAGAGGUCACUCCUUAUCUGCUGGUCAUGGAGUUCUGUCCUCUGGGUGAUCUGAAGAGCUACCUGCGCAGCUGUCGGCUGGCUGACUCCGAGACUCCUGACCCAUUGCUCCUCCAGAGAAUGGCGUGUGACAUUGCGUCAGGGCUUCUGCAACUCCACAAAUACAACUUUAUUCACAGUGACCUGGCCUUGCGAAACUGCCUGUUAACUUCAGAAAUGUCGGUGAAAAUCGGAGACUACGGCCUUUCCCACAGCCGGUACAAGGACGAUUAUUUUAUAACACAAGACCAGAUUUGGGUUCCCUUGCGCUGGAUUGCACCUGAGCUCAUAGACGAGGUCCACGGAAACCUGCUGGUCGUUGACCAGACUAAAUCCAGCAACAUAUGGUCCUUGGGGGUGACUAUGUGGGAGCUGUUCGAGCUGGGAAACCAGCCGUACAGACACUACUCUGACAGACAGGUGCUGACAUAUGCUGUGAAGGAACAGCAGCUCAAACUACCCAAACCUCAGCUCCAAUUCCCCCUGGCUGAGCGCUGGUAUGAGGUAAUGCAGUUCUGCUGGCUGCAACCUGAGCUGAGACCCAGCAGUGAGGAGGUACACCUCCUUGUCACAUACUUGUGUGCCAAAGGCUCCAGUGAGGCUGAGGAAGACUUUGAACAACGCUGGAAUGCCUUGAGACCCAACCUGCUGGGCAGCACCUCCCACACAGCUACAACCACAGCCUUAGUCCUGACCCCUACCCCUGCCUCUGCCGAACGUCCCGGUGCAGACCAAACCCAGGCAGUGGAGCUGGCCUCCUCUGCCUCCUCCUCCUUCCCCCUCCUGGAGCACUUCUCCGACAGCUUCCACUCUGACACAGGGGACGACCUACUGACUGUCACAGAGACCAGCCAUGGCCUCAACUUUGAGUACAAGUGGGAGCAGGCUAGAUCUGAGCAGCCUUACUGCUCCUCCUCCACCAGUGGGCCUCUUGGCCAGGGGAACCCACAUUAUCAGGAUAUCUACUAUUCAAGUAAAGGAAGCAUCUCUGGAGGCUGCAAGUCUGACAGCCUCACCUCAGGCAUAUCCCCAUCUUACUAUGAACCGGAACACCCAGGUGUGGUCCCAGUGUUGAGCGCCCACAGUCCCUCAGUCAGCAGCGAGUACUACAUCCGCAUAGAGGAACCAGUAGAGUGUAACAUUAACCUAGACGACAGCGUGGCGGACUACAGCCCAGGACUGGAAGCCAGCAGCAGUAGGUUGUCCUCUGACAGUCGGACUGGUUCAUCCAUGGCACAGCCCAGCUCUUACUGGUCAACUGCUGACAACACCAAACCUCCCGCCUAUGACUCUGAUUCAAGCCCCACUGUCCACCUAACCAUGGAGCCACUGCUGAGACAUGCAUCCAGCACCAGUCCUGUAAAGUUAAGCCACUCAAUAAACUGCUUCUCAUCUAGUCAGGAUGACACAGUUUACUGUGAACACUCUUCAGCAAACAAAGCACGCCGCCAAUCCUGUAUAUCCGAACAGGAUACAUCACCAGAGUCAAGAUCAAACCUCCUUCAUCCUGUCGGUCUUCUAGAAAACCCUCGAAGUUUAUCACAAGCAGUUAGCAGCCCCAGCUUAGGGUUCUGUGAUCCUUACCUUGAAGCUAGCACAUGUCGUGGCUUGGUAAAUGAAAGCUGCCAUAAUAUGAUGGGUCCCAUCAGAAAGACAGUACCCAUUGUCAACCACAUAAGUGUCGAUGUAGAGACAGACGAUGGCCUGCUGGUGGGCCGGCAGAGAGGCGAUGACAUUGAGGAUGACCUUUAUUCUGAAGAAGAGGCCACUAACUGGACCUCAAACCAUUCCGCAAACAAUAACAGUCUCAGUUUUGACAGCAGACAGACGGUCAGUGGGAAUGACAGCUAUCUGGACCUUCAGUAUAUGAACACAGAGUUAUGGUCUUUAACCAAGGCCACUACAAGAACCUUCCAAAGCUCCCGGUCUGGUGGCAUGUUAGAAGAUGAAGGGGGAGACUCUGGUUGUAAUUCUGCCAGUAAGUCCACUGAAUUAGGUUCAUACAUUCACUUAUGUCACAAAGAAAGGGAGGAAGCUGCCACUCAGAUGGAAAGGAAUGUUACUGCAGGGAAUCCAAGAAGCAUUGAUUCUUUUUCAAGCUCCAGUAUCAACGCUAGAGGUACAGAUGUUGGCAAAAUGGAAGGGCAAUUGUUGCCAAAAGCAGAUAGACUGUAUUCUGAGCCCAAGAUGAUACCUGAGUCAAGCUAUAAAAAGUCUCCAUCCUCUUUCAAGGAGCCUCAGACUGGUCAAACAGGCACCCUGUCAGUCAAACAGAGAGGCAACAUCUGGGAAGGGGUUUCAACGGGAAUCUCUGUUGGUCUGGGAGACAAAAGGCUAAGCUAUCCAGAGAUGUCAGAAAGUAGCAGAGCGUUGGACAGUGGACUGGGGGUCAGGGAGUCCAGCAUGAGCCUGGCUGAGCUUGGUGACUACAGCGAGGAUGACGAAGAUGACAUCACAGAUAUAACGUCAGGGAUUUUUGCCGACUUUAACUUGGAUUAUGUUGAGGUGGAGGAGGAUGAGCUGAGCCCAUUAAAGAAUCCAAAAAGAACUCCUGACUCUGUAGACACCAUUAUCCUGUCCUCAUCCAUGGCGAGCCCCUGUGACCAGGCCUUCAGCCCCGACCCUUUUAAUACUCCCGUCCUACCUAAAUCCCUGGACAGUGGCUACGACACUGAGAACAAUGAAUCCCCAGAGUUUAUCUUCAAAGAGCUUGGAGAUUCCCUCGGUGGUGAGAGGAGCCCAAGGCUUGGCGGAGAACCAGAAAUGGUGCUUCAGAUGGGUUUGGGCCAAGCAGUCUGCACUUCCACAUGCAUCUCAGAGCUACAGCUGAAGGGCCUGAUUGAUAAGAGCCCAUACCGGGACUCAGCAUAUUUCUCCGACUAUGAUGCUGAGAAUGAGAGAAGUCCCCAUGAUGAAGGCGAUAAGGUCUACGCAGGUCCAACUGACCGGGCUGAGAAAAUGAGUUCUGUGGGAGAUGACGUUUUUUUUCCGAGGCAGUUCAACAAUGAGGAACAUUUGACAUAUUUGAGACACAUCAAAACAUCUGUUCUGGUAAAUCUCUCAGAGGUUGACCCUAGUUCGCCCAAUCCCCUUGCCACCCCUGGGCUGUCCAUGCUGUCACCAUUCCCCCCAGAGAUGGGUGGUUGCCUGACCAAAGAGUCAGCCCCUGCUGAUGAUGAUCUUGGGUUGGAACACUCUGGAGAGGAGCCCACCUCAGAUCUAAGCUCCUCCAUUGGGCCUGAAGCUUCCUCCACUGUCCAAGAGGCCUCUGGAAACCAUGCGGAGGGGAACAGAAAGGAACAAGACUAUUCUCCUGUCCAAUCUUUGCAUUCUGACUCCACCAUAACCGACUACAGAGAUGACGCCCAUAAAGAAAACGAUGGAUCCACAGAGGAAGAAGAGCUGCCUGAGUUCAAUCAUGUCAAGGAGGAGACGGAGGUCAGAAGAGAGGGUGUGGGGAUAAAUGAGGAAGAUUUUGAGGACAUAGACGCAGGGGAAUGUGACUCACAGGAUAGUUUAUGUGAGGAGUCUAAUGGUGCAGCUGAUCUUUCCACUUCCUCGUCACUGUUGGAACUGUGCGGGGAAGACGUGAGAGCUCCGCUGGAGGAGGCAGAGGGCGAAGAUGACUCAGACGACAGUGAGUCCGAUGAAGAGUUGAGGACAUACAACAUCCAAGAUGAGGACAGUGAAGAAAGUGAGGAGGAUUUUACUGCAGUGCCAGUGGUUGUUAGUGAUUGCAGCAGGGCAAGACACCUCCGCAGCCUCCUGAAGAUGCCAACCCUGCUUAGCAAGUCUUUCUGCGAAGAGUUGGAGAGGAAGAAAAAAGCAGUGUCCUUUUUUGAUGACGUCACAGUUUUUCUCUUUGACCAGGAGAGUCCCACAGGAGAACUGGCUGACUUCACAUUCUCCACAGGAACAGAGGCCAGUGGAGAGGAAGUCUCAGAGGAGAAGAACUCUGACCAGCUGCAACCUGACCCUGAGGUUGAAGCUCAGUCCUUAGAAACCUCCUGUGCAUCUCAAGAAACAGAGGCAAACAACUCAGGAGAGGGAGGAGGCUAUGAAUGGGAAGAUGACCUCUCGCCUAAGUCCUCACCUGACACCAUCCCUGAGACUGAGUCCUCACCAUCACCCACCCCCAACAGUCCUGAGACUCCUAAACCAACAGCUGUAGCACUCAACAGAUUUAUGGUCUCACGAUUCUCUAUCACACAUGUCUCUGACCCCCACUUGGGCUCAGCUGCAGGGAACAGUGAAGAUGGUCCAAAAGAUUGAGUGCAUCCUGGCCCUGACUGGAGAAGGACGAGUCCCUUCUCAACGCAGAGAAGCAUUAUGAUUAUUACUAUAUCUAGAUGUUUUACAGAAUUUUAUUUUUGUCAAUGUUUUGGGGCAUCCAACCCUGGUGACUCGUUAUGAGACAGUGCCUCAUAUUGUAGUGAAAGACCCUCAAUGAUUUGCACAUUUCCUGUUUUGUUUUUUUAAAUAAAGAAAGAGCAAAAGCUGCUGGUUUUACAACCUGAUGUUAGAGGAAACGUGAUCACAUGGUUUGCAGAAAUAGAAGUAUAUCGUUUAACGUAAAGUAUAUGACAAUAACUUAUUUGCCGAAUGCAACAUCAAUUUGCAUUGGUGACCUCGCAGGUUAAUUUAUUUGUGACGUUUAAGAAUUUAUCUGAAAAUAAAAGGGGAUAAAAAAAUAGUGACAUGACAGGCAUCAUAGCUGCUCCUCUCAUGCUGCCUUGAUCCAUCUGCUUAUCAUUGAUCUGGCAUUUUUAAAAGACUGUUACAUUGUCAGAGCCAGAGAACAAUGCUUGAUGAUUUUUGCACAAGACACUGUGGCAGGUUUCAAAAAUCAAAAUGUGACUGUUCAACAACUGUAGGUGGUGGUGGUAGUGUUUAAAGAUGGAGGUGCUUAAAGUUACAGUAUUUUAACUCUUAAUCCCAGUUUAAUCCAAAUUAUAUUGAUAGUGGUACUCAGUGGAUUCAGUGUGCUGCGUUAAUGGGAACAUGCAACAGCAAGGUAUUGCCACUCACUUAUUCUCACCACCACUGACUCUGGUUAAUGAUGACCUACGAAACAUGUCUAAGCUACGAUAUCUAUCUGAAGCACUUUGUAUAGCCAAACUGGAUCUUUGUUUGUAGAAGUCAUUGCUUUGUUGCUCUACAUCUCCCCAUCCUGGAAUGAAAUAUCCAAACAUGUGAGAUUCCCUAUUUGUGUCCACAGUGCCAGCUACAGGUUCACUUUAUUUUGUGCCAAGUAAGCUUUUUUAAACAUUUCAUCAGCAAUAGAAUGACACCAAAGGGAUGGAGAGGUGUUUCAUCACAGUCCAAAAGUGUAACGUCGAUAUGCCAGUCAUAAAUGUUGAAUGUCAGUAUCAUUUUAUGAAUCUUUUCUACGUCUAUGUAUUGUUCAUAUUCUCACACAUAAUGUAUUCUGUUACAUUGUGCUGGAUGUGCUGGAUGCUAGGGUAUGAGGUGUACAAAAAAAGACAUUCAAAAUAUGACAUAUCUCACAUAUUGUAUGAAUGUUUUAUCAACAUGUAGCAGGUAGCUUGACUUGAAUUACUACUGCUGUAUGGACAGCUCCCUCCCCCUCUCUAUGCUUCUGUAGCUCAAAGUGCCAAUUCUGUUUCCUCUCUCACCUUACCUUUCACGUUCUUGCAAGAGGAGAACAUGGUGGGAGUAUUUUUGUACCAUUUGAGAAGAUGCAAUCCAAGAUGACAGUCUCUCAAAUUUGCCCAAUAGAUGUUUCAAAGCCUAUUGGCUAAAAAAGUGUCAGACACCUUUGGAGACGGUGAGGUGGGCUGUUCUGUGCACUGGUAGUAACAACAUUGCUGUUUCCAUGUUUUCCCUCACUCAUUGCUAUUGUACUAUCCCAAACAAAUAAAUCCAAAUACUUUUUUUCCCUC
Messenger RNA from Notolabrus celidotus (New Zealand spotty), 6344 nucleotides. RefSeq names its product apoptosis-associated tyrosine kinase a (gene lmtka). The coding region runs from base 1 to 4713 and encodes 1570 amino acids. Lineage: Eukaryota; Metazoa; Chordata; Actinopteri; Labriformes; Labridae. Gene Ontology annotation, biological process: peptidyl-tyrosine autophosphorylation; brain development. The transcript is spliced from 13 exons. Gene Ontology annotation, molecular function: protein tyrosine kinase activity; ATP binding. The record is from RefSeq and is a predicted model, not a curated record.